Paramuricea clavata is the source of this 597-nucleotide messenger RNA. The record is from the annotation of a GenBank genome assembly. Lineage: Eukaryota; Metazoa; Cnidaria; Anthozoa; Malacalcyonacea; Plexauridae.
AUGGCCAAAGCCGUCGAAAAAGUUUUAGGACAAUUCAAAGAAAGAUUUGGAAGAUAUCCAAAAACAGCCCAAUUCGACGACGGAAAAGAAUUUUAUAAUGUCGGCGUCAAAUCAUUGAAGGAACACAACAUUCAUUAUUUUUCGACGGGGACGGAUAAAAAAGCGGCGAUCGUCGAAAGAUUCAACAGGACGUUAAAAACAAGAAUGUGGAAAUAUUUUACGGAAAAUAAGACAAUCGUCUGGGUAGAUGUCUUGCCGGAUUUUGUAAAUUCCUAUAAUCAUUCCAAACAUCGAACCAUUGGAAUGAAACCGGCAGAUGUGAACGAAAAUAAUAAAGAUGAAGUCUGGACGAAAAUUUACGGAUAUCCGUUAUCCCAUUUCCCAAAACCGAAAUUUAAAGUCGGGGAUCGCGUAAGAGAUAUGAUCGUACAGGGAACAUUCGAAAAAGGAUACACGCCGAAUUAUACCAACGACGUUUUGGAAGUGUUUCGCGGUGAUCCGAACAUGUAUAAACUCAAAGAUUCCGACGACCCCGACAGAGAAAUUUUAGGAAGAUUUUAUGAACAUGAAUUAUCGCUGGAUUUAAGUACUAAAUAA